AACUCUCAGGUUGCAAAUACGUCAAGCAGGAAUAGGGACCCAAUCUACUACCACCAUCCCUCCGAACCCUUUUGGCAGGAUUCCUCCAAGGGCAAGGGGGCCCUGAGCUUCGGGGGUACGAAGGACAACAACUGGGGAUGUGCCCCGGGAGGCAGUUCAGGGGGUAGCGGUGGCGGCAGCAGCGGCGGCGGCGGCGGCACCAAGAAGUAA
Molecule: messenger RNA, 210 nt
Organism: Colletotrichum orchidophilum
Lineage: Eukaryota; Fungi; Ascomycota; Sordariomycetes; Glomerellales; Glomerellaceae
Exons: 1
Source: RefSeq, a predicted model, not a curated record